CACCACGGCUACCUUACCACCCCAUACCCUCCCCUAAUCUUCUUGUCACGAUGCAAGCGUCGCAUCUGAGUAUUUAGCACGAAAGGCAGCAGCCAUGGCCCCCAGACACUCUGGUUUCCUGGCAGAGUACCCGCUCGUCCGGGUCGACAACUUCACCGCCAAUUUUCCUCUACUGCCGCCCUGCAUUCCCCGGUCAGCCCUCGACGACCUUGCCGACGGUGCGACACAGUAUGCCGCCCCCCACAUCCAUCUUCUCUCACACGUUCACUCCGAUCACCUUGCUGGUCUUGGAUCCCUUUCGCGCCAUUCUGCACCCAUCUACUGUUCACAUGUCACGAGACGCCUCCUCCUCGGCCUUGAGCGCAUACAGGAUCGGACGCGCCACGAUGCCGGACAUGGACCCCGAAUUCGACCUUACCGCGGCCUCUACCGAUCGGAGUCGGAGCAGAAAGCCCGAUCCAGGGCCCAUCAUGCACGUCCGCAGGCCGGUCUAGACCUCUUGCAUCCACUCGCGUUUCAUACUCCCACACUCGUCUCUUACUCCGCUCGCUUCCAGAUUCGCCUCACCCUUCUGCCGGCGAACCACAUGCCUGGCAGCACCAUGUUUCUAGUCGAGGGUCCCCGUGGCGCGGUGCUGCACACCGGAGACGUUCGUGCCGAAACGGCCUGGCUGGAGGCUCUCCUGGCUCGUUCGCUUCUCUGUCGUUAUGCUGGCGGCCUCGGUGGAUCUACCCUGGCUUCUCCGUGGCUUCAUGCGAGCUCUUCAGCACAGGAUUUUGAUUCGGCUACCGAGCCGCCGCCAGGUCGAGGACGGAUCGAAACCAUCUACCUUGACACGGAACGCCUGCUCGAUAGCCAGGCACCAAUGUCCAAAAACCGUGCUAUAGUUGAUGGGCUCGAACUCCUGGCCCUCCUUCCAGACGGUGCCUUCGUCUUUCUCGACUGCUGGACCGCGGGCUACGAGGACUUUCUCUACGCCGUUUACUGCGCGACGGGAACCAGAAUCCACGUCGAUCGUUACAAGGCCUGGAUGCUCGCCCAGGGAGAAGAGGACAACGACAAUGAUGAGCACUGUGCGAACAAGCGCUGGCAUCGUGCUAUCUCCACCGACAUUGACUCUUGUGGUCGGAUCCAUGCGUGUGAGAGGACAGCGAAAUGUACGGCCAUGAAUACGUCGACCCUAGGCCCAACUCCUCUGAUUGUCGAGGUCGAGAUGGCUGAAUGCAUCGGUGAGAUGGAAUGGAAGCAAAGCAAGUCGGCGUUCCUCGAAGACCUUCGUGCGGCGGCCAAGUACCUUCGACCAUGGCCGCGAAAGCUGACGAUCCCUUUGCAACGUCACUCGCCCCUGCCGGAGCUCUACGACUUCGUGAGGCGUUUGCGACCCCGAAGGAUAGCGGCUAACACUGGAGAUGCAGCGCACCAGCUUGUGUGUGAUAGGAUAGCUGACCGGCUCGACCUAGGCACUCAGCACGCCAAUGGCCAUGGCUAUCCCGACUAUGGAAGAUUGCAGAGAGUUUGGAACGAAGCAUCUGAUUCAUACGGAAAAGAGGAGGAAGGUUUCUCUGCCAAGGUUCAUGCCUUCCAUUCGUCUCUGCGAGUACCGCGAGAAGACCGCCUUCGCAAAGAGCGGAUGGACGCCGAUGCCGAGAUCGUCGGAGGACUGGAAGAUGCAGACAGCACGUCUAUGAGCGAUGGCGAGGACGGCUACGAAGCAGACAUAAGCCGCCCAUCAGCAACAGCUAAAGCUAUCUCUGUACUCAAUGUUUGGGACAGUGUGACGGGGCGCUUUGCCACAUCGGGCGCAUCACCAUGGAUUACACCCGCCAUGCGUCAACAUCAAGAUGUUGCUUCGACAGUGACAGCAACAACACCAGACACCUCAGAGACCGAUGCGCCAGUAUUAACUGAGGAGCUAGCAUCGCGUUAUUUGGCCUAUGCGGGCAUGUACCUCGGUUAUCGGAUACGCAAUCCUUCUCGGUACGCUCAACCAGUCGCCUGGCGUGGCUUCCGGAAGGUCAAGCCAGACGUUGCCCGGCUGACAGAGGAUGCUCUACAGCGUGAGCUGGGCUGCCGCCCGCCUCCAUGGGAUCAAGCCGUGCCCCGGCUGCCAAGGUCACCCCUUGUAUCACUUCAAGAGAAGAAGCGGGAAACUCCGCCGUCGACGCCUAUUCCAUCGAAGACACUCCUCACUUCGACGCAGUCCAUCUCGCCUUUCGGUCUCCCUUCUCCGGUGCCGCUGACAACGUCACCCGAAAAGAGGCUAGAGAAUGCACCCUUGUUGGCGUCGGCGUUGGAUCGCGACACAGCCGUGACGAGGGCCCACUCUUGUUGCUAUGAUGAGAACUCAACUACGCAAGGCACUGAAGACGACGUUGAGGUGGUCUGUGUGUUGACUCGAUCCCCUGUUGUCGAUGAGAGGGCAGACUACUCAUCUAUACUGGCACAUCUCCGCCGUGGCUCCAAACCAAAAGUGGCUCCCGACCUUGGAGCCAUAACGUGCGACAUCCUUUCGUCGGGCCGGCAUUCCGCGGGCUCUGUCGAAGCCAAGAUAGGAGCAGCCAUGCUCCUGGGGCUCGGGCUCCGUUCUUUGCGAGCUCGCGCCCUUCUCGGGUGGGUCAAACCAGCGACAUGGCCAGUGGAGAUCAAGGCUGGCGUAGAGGACGCUCUCGACGCUUCACUCUUCUCUCUCGAACACGAUCAUCUGGAAGAAGAGCAGAGCGUCGUAAAACUGGUCAUGCUCCUCAGAAAGCUUCUCGAUGACUUCCACCGUCUUCCAUCGCAUCAUCCUACUCAAAAGACCGCACUCGAUCGUAGAGUGCGAUUCCGAGAAGAUGCCAAUGUGGCUCAGGUGAAGCGGCGAUGCUUUGGCUGAUUUGUCUUUCCUGCGUGCAAGUUCCUUGCGUUUCCUCAUCCUUUGCACCAAUUACUCUUUCUCACCUUCUGUACCAAUUGCCCUCUUCCUGUAUGUUUCACUAGCAACAUGUACUCUGCA
This is a messenger RNA of Acaromyces ingoldii, 2992 nucleotides long. RefSeq lists its product as hypothetical. The record is from RefSeq and is a predicted model, not a curated record. Gene Ontology annotation, molecular function: 5'-3' DNA exonuclease activity; damaged DNA binding. NCBI's taxonomy places the organism in Eukaryota, Fungi, Basidiomycota, Exobasidiomycetes, Exobasidiales, Cryptobasidiaceae. The transcript has 3 exons. Bases 95 to 2872 code for a protein of 925 amino acids. Gene Ontology annotation, biological process: double-strand break repair via nonhomologous end joining; interstrand cross-link repair; protection from non-homologous end joining at telomere.